AUGACCACCGAAAUUUCACUCGUUCGGCGCCAUCGCUUAACGCCGUCAUUCACCGAUUCUGCAAUCGAUGUAGAAUUAACAGAGGAGUUGACGCAAAGCGACGACGGCAACAACAAUUCCGUACUUACUACGUCUUCAGAAAACAAUGCGGCUCUACUCAAUCAGCGAAUUGUUCAUAUCGCGCAUCUAGCCGCCAAUGAUGAUACUCUGCGUGGACUCUCGCAAGAUGAAUGCGCCGCCGUCAACAAAUAUCUGGAUAAUAUUGAGAAGUUAUUCGAUCCGCGACAGGAAUUGACUCGUGCUAUUGCGCUGAAUCGUCCUGCUUCACCUACAAGUUCCGCGACUGUGACGACAUCUCCUGCAAAUGCGGCGCUUCGACGGAAAUCAGUAUCGAAAACGAUCAGUCCCAAGACUGCUACUACAUCAUUACAACAGCAGACAUCCCGCGACCUGAACUCGGUACUGGAGCAGUUGUCGAUCGUCAAUGAGGAGUUGCGACAACGAUACCUCGAAUCUCGGCAUAUUCAUGAUUUAUUCAUCGUCAACUGUGAAGGAUUGGCGCAGAGGAUUAUAGAGUUGGAGAAUGAAGUACAUGAACUAAAUUCGGAUAUCCUCGAAGAUACAAUCGAACUCGAAGGUCUGCGAGGCACAGUCCGCGGCCUCGACAGUUGGGUUAAUAGAUGGCAACGUCAGCGCGAAUUCGCAUCCGCAUCUCCCUCCUCAAAAUCCGCGCGACGACCAAAGUCGAGGAGUUAUUGGAGACGGAAACACAAAUCUUCACAUGAUGAUGAGGACGUCGACGAUGGGAAUGAUUUUGACACGUUUCUGGAUGGCGUUUUGGCUUGGAUGAGAGGUUGGAAUGAUGUCGAAGAAGGGUUUUUGAUUCGAGCGAGGAGGAGGAAGUUGAGACGGGAGAGGAAUGGACUGAUCUCUGAGGGUUUCCAUUCUCAGCUGCAGCCACUUUUGCGAGGGCGCUCACAGUCAGCCUCACUGAAUGAGCAAGAGGGACGAAUCUUAUUAGCAAUUUCCGAUUUACAGAAUGGCCGAAUUCAACGUGUAGCUCAAGCUGCAAGGAUUUACGAGAUCCCCCGGACAACUUUACAAGAUACUCAAUGCCAUAAAUUGACUCAAUAUGAAGAGGAAUCGCUUGUCAAAUGGGUGCUUGAUUUAGAUCGACGUGGAUUACCCCCCCGGCAUUCUCUUGUACGAGAAAUGGCUAAUUAUAUACUUUCACAACAUGGCAAACCACAAGUUGGAAAAAAUUGGAUAACUAAACUGAUUAAACGCCGUCCAGAGAUCGAUUCCAAAUUCGCAAGGAAAUACAACUACGAACGUGCUAAAUGCGAAGAUCCAAAGAUAAUACAAGAACAUUUUGAUCGCGUACAAGCUGCUAUAUCUGAGUACGGCAUCUUACCGGAAGAUAUAUUCAACUUUGAUGAGACUGGCUUUGCUAUGGGACUCUGUGCAACUGCAAAGGUUAUUACUGGAAGCGAUCGAUAUGCUCAGCCGAAGCUUUUACAGCCUGGAAAUCGAGAAUGGGUGACUGCAAUUGAGGCAACAAAUUCAACUGGAUGGGCUGUGCCUUCGUACGUGAUUUUCAAAGCAAAGAAAAACGUACGAGAAGGCUGGUUUGAUGAUCUUCCAGAUGAUUGGCGAAUCAAUAUUAGCGAUAAUGGCUGGACUACAGAUCAGAUAGGAUUAGAAUGGCUUAAAACCCAUUUUAUUCCCUAUAUUAAUGGUCGUACGGUUGGAAAAUAUCGAAUGUUGAUUCUUGAUGGCCAUGGAAGCCAUUUGACACCAGAAUUUGACCAUAUAUGUACUGAGAAUAAUAUUAUUCCAGUCUGUAUGCCACCUCAUUCUUCGCAUCUCUUACAGCCUCUUGAUGUUGGCUGUUUUGCUGUUUUAAAGCGACAUUAUGGGCAGCUUGUUGAGCAACGAAUGAGGCUUGGUUUCAAUCAUAUUGAUAAAAUGGACUUCUUAACAGCAUUUCCACAGGCUCGUACAGUGGCAUAUAAAGCUCAAACUAUUCGGAAUAGCUUCGCAGCCACUGGAUUAGUGCCUUUCAAUCCAGAUCGAGUUAUACAACAGCUUAAUAUUCGAUUGAAGACACCAACCCCCCCUCCAAGUCGAUCAAGCAAUACGGCAUCAUCCUGCUUACAAACACCUCAAAAUAUACGCCAAUUUAUACGCCAGUCGACUACAAUCAAUAAACGUAUAAAUGAGCGUACAGAAAGCAACCAAAAUCAAGAAAUCAAUCAGGCAGUUGUACGGUUGUCAAAAGCCUACGAAAUGAUAGCGAAUGAUGUUUUACUCGUACGGAAAGAGAACUACGAUUUACGAGCUGCACAUGAGAAAGAGAAGCAAAAGCGCCAAAAAUCUAAAAAGCAAAUAUCUAUUGAGCAAGCGGUUACUAAAGAAGAAGUGCAAGCGCUCGUACAAGGUCAGGUUGAGGCAUCCCAUGCUGUUACUACUACUCCGGCUGAGCCGGAGCUCCCAGCUUCUCAAGCAGUCGUACGCCGCCAAUAUCGCUGCAGUGGUUGUAACGUUAUGGGGCAUAGAAUUAACCAAUGCCCUAGUCGUAUUAGUAGUUAG
This is a messenger RNA of Talaromyces stipitatus ATCC 10500, 2592 nucleotides long. RefSeq names its product pogo transposable element, putative. The record is from RefSeq and is a predicted model, not a curated record. Gene Ontology annotation, cellular component: nucleus. Bases 1 to 2592 code for a protein of 863 amino acids. The transcript is spliced from 5 exons. Lineage: Eukaryota; Fungi; Ascomycota; Eurotiomycetes; Eurotiales; Trichocomaceae. Gene Ontology annotation, molecular function: DNA binding.